Heterobasidion irregulare TC 32-1 is the source of this 555-nucleotide messenger RNA. RefSeq lists its product as uncharacterized. The record is from RefSeq and is a predicted model, not a curated record. NCBI's taxonomy places the organism in Eukaryota, Fungi, Basidiomycota, Agaricomycetes, Russulales, Bondarzewiaceae. Bases 1 to 555 code for a protein of 184 amino acids. The transcript is spliced from 3 exons.
AUGGUGGUUAGAGACAGGUGCGAAGGACUCAACUUCGCGUCGCGCGCACGCGACCACUUAAUUAACUUCGUGACUCUCCAGCUCCCGCUCGUCCGCCUCAACCCCUCACUUGUUCCCUCGGCGUCGUGCACACGCAUCCCUUCGACCAGUUGCCUGCUCCCACCGCUGUCUCAUUCGACACGAUUGACGGUCUCCACGGCAGCGGCGUCCCGCUGCACCAACACCCACGAACCAACGCUGCUCGACGACGCGGAAACCCACGACAACGAGGAGGAGGACGAGAAGGAGCACAGAAGAGUUCCUCCCCCGUACACGCACACCUCUCGCCCUCGACCUCCUCUCCACGUCGCCCUCAACGGCCUAUCCCUCGACUCUACCCGCCCCCUCAUCUCGUCCGCUCAACCUCUUCCACAUCCGACCCGCUCUCCCGUCCGACCCGCUCUCCCGUCCGACCCGCUCUCCCGUCCGACCCGCUCUCCCGUCCGACCCGCUCUCCCGUCCGGCCCUCUCGACCCCAUCGCUCGCUGUACUGCCCUCCCCGCUCUCCUCGCAUGA